CUGGUGGGAGUUCAAACCCGUCAUUCCCGAUGAGCUUAUUUCACGUACCGGUAGAGGUGCAAGCCACCAUGACAGCUUGGACGAGUCCGAGAACUGCUCUUUUCGCAAAGAGUUCUACUGUAAUUCUUUUCGUCGUACCAUACCAUACUCGUCUUCCGUUCCUCCCAGGAUCGGGCAACAGGCAAUCAUUCCGUAUGAUAGAAUUGAUAUUAACAAUAACAUAGUCGAUAGGAACGCAGUUUCUAAGAUGAGGUUGUCCGCUGACAAUAACAUGACAACAUCGACUACUGAUGCUAGUCACGCUAGAAGAACAUACGAUUCUUCAUCGCUAACAAGCAAGAAGGUCAUGAUUGACGUUGCCUCAUGGUGGUGCUAUGUCAUUCUGAACGGGGAAAACCUCCAUUUGUACGACGAGUUCGAAAAUAUUCUAGAGUUGUCUGGGCCUAUUCCCUUGAAUUCAACGCUCCACGUCCGGCUUCGCUGCAUCGCCAUUUGGCAAGAUCUCCUCAAAGAGCUGAAUGCGCCCGGGAACGGCAGCGGGAAGCACCGGUUCGAAUCAAUUCAGGACAAGCUGAUUUUGUUGCACAAGGAUUCUUUUCCCAAGACACGGGCCAAGAAAGAAUACAACGAAGUUUUAAGGAUGCUGCAGACCCAUAAUGUCUUAUCGAAGAUGUACGAAUAUUUCAAGACGGUCAACAACCACGAGAAGACAAACAAGAGUGGAAUAUGGCACGAAACGAACAAAAACAACAACGAGGUGCUAGACCAAUGCAACGCCGAUUUCAAGAAUUUAUAUCUCAGACUCGAUGAUGGAAUGCCUACGUCGCUGCUGGAUCUAGUAGACAAAAAGAACGGGUGGGAUGCCUCAGAUCGGAUGGAUCAUAUCACGCAGAUCGCUUAUUAUGAGACGUCACCACUGACGCACGAAAAGCUAAAGAGCAAUAUACAAUCUCUCUUGCUUCAUUGGUUCGAGCACGAAAUUUUCGACACGGAUGACGAAACUGGCAAACCAAUUGUUACCGAAUUAUUGGAAAAGCGAUACCGUGGCAUCGGCUUUGGAGGCACGAGUGGCAACGGCAACGAGAGAACCCCGAGUUCUCCAGUGGCUGUUCGCGAUGCCGCCGCCGAACUGGUGGCGGAUGUUUCUACCGAUGUCUAUCUUCCUACUGGGAUUGGAUCCCCGUCAUCACGGCAACGUCGACAGCGAACAAAGACUCGAAGGGCGUCAAUGUCUCCAGGAAACCGUCGACAAAAUCCCAAAAAACAAAAAGCGCAAUACCCCAAACAGAAACUCGAUGUCUCCUUCGACACGAACGAGGACGAGGACGAAAACGGGUACAAUCUUCUCAGUAACGAUGAAUAUGAAGAACAACAGAACCGAUUAAAAGCAAGGCACAAACGAAAAAAGAGGAUACUUAGUAUCGUGCGACGAAACAUUUACGGUGUAACAACGAUGUAUAAAAGCGAUGAUGAAAAUUGGUCCCAAGAACAAGACGAUGCGCUCAUACAAGGGAUGAAGUGGAACGGAUACGGAAAUUGGAGCACCAUUCUUAGCGAGCAAAAGGAUCUUCUUGGUUCGAAAGGAGAAAUAGAGCUGAGGAGCCGAGCCAACAUUUUGCUAAAACGUCGAUAAGGGCACAUUUCUUAGGUUCUCGAAUUGUGUUGUUUGUUUCUCUAUCCUUUCUGAUUUAAGGGUUGCAGAUUGCACGGUACGAGAAUCCUGUGUUUGAUUGGUUGUGAUCAUCGUUUCAAGGAUGUCAUGGGGUGACAUGAAGUCGCCUGAUGUCGCAAAUAGUUGCAAGGUCUGUAAUCGUUGCUAAACAAUGCGAAGACUCUUGCAAAACACACCCCAUAGAGGAGUCAUACACCACACCAAGCCAACACUCGAGGACUCCUGGCAACAAACACACCAAUCAGUAGAGAUGACAGGUGACUGAAAAUGAAUCUGUUUGCUGAAACAUCUCGCCUUGUGUAAACAUUCAUAAAGUGAAGCGAAAGACUUAGCACACUACUUAACUACAGUACGUGGAUACUGUACGUAAUAUUCUUAUGUCAUGGUUUCGUAUCAUAAGGAAGCGCAAUGCGUAAGAUUACUCGGCUAGGAAGAUUUUCAACGAGAGAGACGGAUGCGAACGUGUACCGAUUGCAACGUCGAGGGCGUGGUCGGCUCCUGUUGCGGUGUCGUCGAAUACACCCUAGGUUUUUCC
Molecule: messenger RNA, 2207 nt
Organism: Pseudo-nitzschia multistriata
Lineage: Eukaryota; Bacillariophyta; Bacillariophyceae; Bacillariales; Bacillariaceae
Source: the annotation of a GenBank genome assembly